This is a messenger RNA of Thlaspi arvense, 901 nucleotides long. Lineage: Eukaryota; Viridiplantae; Streptophyta; Magnoliopsida; Brassicales; Brassicaceae. The record is from the annotation of a GenBank genome assembly.
UUCAGAUUUUACUGAUUCAGGCCCAUGUCAACCCAUUAGGUUUAAGUAACAAAGAAACACUAUAAUAAACUUGAACUCUUUCUUCCUCUUUCUCGAUCCUUCUUCCUCUUUCUCUUCUUCUUCUUCUUCUUCUUCUUCCCAACCGAUAGGUCACGGGCUUGUCAAUCUCAUAUAAAAUAAGCCAAGCUUAUCAUUUUCUUUCUUAGAUUCAUUUGACUAGAGAUUUCGGAACUCUAGGAGUCGUGUGUCCCCUUUGGCACCAAACCCAUUCUUUAACCACACCACCUGCUCGACGAAAUUACCAAGAGAACUUCAGUUUCAGUCUUUCUCUCUCUCUCUCUAAUAAUUGCUUCUGUCAAUGGAUUCGGAAGCAUCAUCGUUCAAGAAGCCGCUCGCGAAGGUGGAAAAAGAAACAUAUGGACAAGGACAAGGGCGAAGAUGCUGAAGGGAUCAUUACUAGUCUUGAGGAAUAUCGGAAGGGGGUGGAGGAGAUGCAGCUGGAGGUUACAAGAACGUUUGCGAACUUUGAGGCAAGGCUUGAGCCUAAGAUGAGUGGAUUAGCGCAGGCCGUUGAGAAAACUAAGAAGGAGACGUUGGAAGCCAUUAAAUCAAUGUUUGCCGAGUUUCAGGCUAGGCGUGACUCUGAGAUGCGUGAAUCAGCCGAGACCGCUCUCGGAUCUACGAAAGCUGGUCGGGAAAUUUAACUUGAGAGGGAUGUGAUAGAGUAAAGGAUCAAAUCAAGUUAUUGUUGGAAAUCAAAUCCUUCUCUUUUUUUUUUUUUGCCUUUUUGCUUAUUUGUUCAUUUGGCUAAUCCUUAGUAUGCUUUGGCAAAAAACAAAACAAAAAAACUCCCCCGUGAUAUAUGUUUCUUGAGUUUUGAUCCAUCGUUUGGCUUCACAAA